Messenger RNA from Esox lucius (northern pike), 1321 nucleotides. RefSeq names its product tubulin polyglutamylase complex subunit 2 (gene tpgs2). Lineage: Eukaryota; Metazoa; Chordata; Actinopteri; Esociformes; Esocidae. The record is from RefSeq and is a predicted model, not a curated record. The coding region runs from base 157 to 1035 and encodes 292 amino acids. The transcript is spliced from 7 exons. Gene Ontology annotation, biological process: protein polyglutamylation.
CGCUAAUCUCAUAGUCAAUCACAAGUAGCGCAUGCUGGUAUAUACAUUUUUCAAUGUUAUCUGUGAUUAGUAAUCUCCGGUUAUCUGUGUCUACUUCAGACGAGAAAUGGAUAAACGGAUCAUUUUAACAUUUCUAUUGUGAUUGAAUAAUAUGAAAUGGAGGAAAUAAAGGAAGGCUUAACAUGUAAAGGGGUUGCAGAAAGGCUAACACUUGGCGUCACUAGAAUGCUUGAGAGUAUGCCCGGGGUAAUGGACGUGCGUUUUGUGGAGAGGGAGCCUGCGGAGAAGCGAUGCCUACAGUCAUGGGAACAGAGAAACGCCUGUGUUCUGCCUGAGGACCUCAGAGACUUCUAUCUCACAACAGACGGCUUCACCCUUACCUGGAGUGCCAAACUCGAGAAGGACUGUGUGCCUUUAGGAUGCAUGGUGCUCAACAGUGUGUCCAAACUGCGUCCUCUGUGCCAAUCCAUGUCCAUGUUCUCCCUCCCCAACGCGCCCUCGCUGGCUGAUCUGGACUGGGACGAGGACCAAGCUGAAGAGCCUGAGUCCGGGCCAGCUGAGCCCCAUUUUGAUUCCAGGAGCCGUAUCUUUGAGCUGGACCCUUGUUGUGGAAAUGGCAAAGUGUGCCUGGUCUACAAAAACUGCUUAAAAGGUGUGGUGGCCCAGCAGUGUGAGGUGUGGUUCCUGGACCGUUCUCUGUACUGGCAUUUCCUGACGCCCACCUUUACCGCUUACUACCGCUUGAUGAUCACUCAUCUGGGCCUGCCAGAGUGGCAGUACGCCUUCACCCCCUAUGGCCCCAGUCCUCAGGCCAAGUGGGCUUCUCUCUACCGGCCCCUCACAUUCCACAGUGAAUCCACUGUGGCCGAUCCAGCUGGGGAGCCACCAGUCAACAAGCUGGACCCCAGUAAAGCCUUCCGGAGCAAAGCCAAACUGCCCGCCCCCAAGAAGAAACAGUCGGCCCAGGGAGGGGGCGGGGCCACUGCCAAGGGCCUGGGGGGGGGCUCUGGGAGACAAAGUGGGAGUAGACGAUGAGGGUGAGGAGACUCACCCCGUCCCGCCCAAAGAAAGACAUCCCCGAUGGUCUGUGGCAAUGUUCCUGUGGAUUGGUUGAGUGGGUGACGAAAGGACAUUUAGGCCUUUUUUGCUUUGCCCUUUUAAGUAUUGACGCUGAUGUUGUAUGUGGUAGCAAAUGGGGCUACGCCACUUGGCUUUCUGGGUAAUGGAAAGGAACUAGUCCCUGUGAAGCCUUGUGAAAUAGUUGAUUGUGUUCCCAUGGCUGAAUGUGUAUUUAUUAAAACAUGAUGUUUAUCAAAGUCAA